Myotis lucifugus (little brown bat) is the source of this 5227-nucleotide messenger RNA. It is a transcript of the gene LRRC8B, whose product is annotated as leucine rich repeat containing 8 VRAC subunit B. The record is from RefSeq and is a predicted model, not a curated record. The coding region runs from base 293 to 2692 and encodes 799 amino acids. NCBI's taxonomy places the organism in Eukaryota, Metazoa, Chordata, Mammalia, Chiroptera, Vespertilionidae. The transcript has 5 exons. Gene Ontology annotation, molecular function: protein binding.
CCGCCGGCAGCCGACCGAGUGCGGGCGCCGGGCCGCCGCCUGCGCGCCCCGAGUGGCGCAGGGCGGCCGCCGCGGUGGCGCGGGCGUCGGGGGCUGGACUCGCGCAGGAAUUUUUCAAAUAGAAACUAAUUGCAAAGUUUCCGGUUGACCAGCAUUCAUAGGAAUGAAGACAAACACAGAGAUGGUGUUUCUAAGAAAUUUUAAAAGGUGUAGGCCUCCUGAUUGAAGCAUUGUCAAAUUAUUGGAAUCAUUUUUUUAUUGUUUUUCUGUACUCCUCCUCCAAGGGAAAGUCAUGAUCACACUAACGGAGCUAAAAUGUUUAGCAGACGCCCAAUCAUCUUAUCACAUCCUAAAACCGUGGUGGGACGUCUUCUGGUAUUAUAUCACCCUGGUCAUGCUGCUGGUGGCCGUGCUGGCGGGCGCGCUGCAGCUGACGCAGAGCCGGGUUCUGUGCUGUCUUCCGUGUAAGGUGGAAUUCGACAAUCACUGCUCCGUGCCUUGGCACCUCCUGAGAGCCAGCGUGAAUGCAUCCUCCGACCUGGGGCCGCCGCUCCCGCUCCCCCUCCGAAUCCAGAAUGACCUCCACCGCCAGCAGUACUCCUACAUCGACGCCGUCUGCUACGAGAAGCAGCUCCACUGGUUCGCAAAGUUCUUCCCCUACCUGGUGCUCUUGCACACGCUCAUCUUCGCAGCCUGCAGCAACUUUUGGCUUCACUACCCCAGCACGAGUUCCCGGCUCGAGCACUUUGUGGCCAUCCUGCACAAGUGCUUCGAUUCUCCGUGGACCACCCGCGCCCUGUCGGAAACGGUGGCCGAGCAGUCAGUGAGGCCCCUGACGCUCUCCAAGUCCAAGGUUCUGCUUUCAUCCUCAGGGUGUUCGGCUGAUGUGGAUGCCAAUAAGCAGUCCUUGCCCUACCCGCAGCCCGGCAUGGAGUCGGCUGGCAUAGAAAGCCCGACUUCCAGUGUCCUGGACAAGAAGGAGGGCGAGCAGGCCAAAGCCAUCUUUGAAAAAGUGAAAAGGUUCCGCAUGCACGUGGAGCAGAAGGAUAUCAUUUACAGAGUGUAUCUGAAGCAGAUAAUAGUCAAAGUCAUUUUGUUUGUCUUCAUCAUUAGUUACGUUCCAUAUUUUUUAACCUACAUCACUCUUAAAAUUGACUGUUCAGUUGACGUGCAGGCUUUCACGGGAUAUAAGCGUUACCAGUGCGUCUACUCCUUGGCAGAAAUAUUUAAGGUCCUGGCUUCGUUCUAUGUCAUCCUGGUUAUACUUUAUGGCUUCACCUCCUCCUACAGCUUGUGGUGGAUGCUGAGGAGCUCCCUCAAGCAAUAUUCCUUUGAGGCGUUGAGAGAAAAAAGCAACUACAGCGACAUACCGGACGUCAAGAAUGACUUUGCCUUCAUCCUCCAUCUGGCUGACCAGUACGAUCCUCUUUAUUCCAAACGCUUCUCCAUAUUCCUGUCGGAGGUCAGUGAGAACAAACUGAAGCAGAUCAACCUCAAUAACGAAUGGACGGUGGAGAAACUGAAAAGCAAGCUGGUGAAAAAUGCCCAAGACAAGGUAGAACUGCAUCUCUUUAUGCUAAACGGUCUUCCAGACAACGUUUUUGAGCUGACUGAAAUCGAAGUGCUCAGCCUAGAGCUGAUUCCUGAGGUCAAGCUGCCCUCCACCGUCUCCCAGCUGGUCAACCUCAAUGAGCUUCAUGUGUACCAUUCGUCUCUGGUGGUAGACCAUCCUGCCCUGGCCUUUUUAGAGGAGAAUUUAAAAGUUCUCCGCCUGAAAUUUACUGAAAUGGGGAAAAUUCCACGCUGGGUAUUUCACCUGAAGAAUCUCAAAGAACUUUAUCUGUCGGGCUGUGUUCUCCCUGAGCAGCUGAGUACCAUGCAGUUGGAGGGCUUUCAGGACUUAAAAAACCUGAGGACCCUCUACCUGAAGAGCAGCCUGCCCCGGAUCCCACAGGUCAUCACAGACCUCCUGCCUUUCCUGCAGAAACUGUCCCUCAAUAAUGAGGGAAGCAAACUGGUUGUGUUGAACAACCUGAAAAAAAUGGUCAAUCUGAAAAGCCUAGAGCUGCUCAGCUGUGACCUUGAACGCAUUCCACACUCCAUUUUCAGCCUGAACAAUCUGCAUGAGUUAGACCUAAAAGAAAACAACCUUAAGACCGUGGAGGAGAUCAUCAGCUUUCAGCAUCUCCAGAAUCUUUCUUGCUUAAAAUUGUGGCACAAUAACAUUGCUUAUAUUCCUGCCCAAAUUGGGGCAUUAUCUAAUCUAGAGCAGCUGUCUUUGGACCAUAAUAAUAUUGAGAAUCUACCCCUGCAGCUUUUUCUAUGCACUAAACUACAUUAUUUGGAUCUAAGCUAUAACCACCUGACCUUCAUUCCAGAAGAAAUCCAAUAUUUGAGUAAUUUGCAGUACUUUGCUGUGACCAACAACAAUGCAGGGUGUCUGGUGCUUGGCAGAAUUCCUUCUUGGUUUUUUACUUCCUGUCCCAGCUUGAUUGAGUCUUCCUUCCUGUGGUUUUCUCUUAACAAUGACGAACCUGAGAAAGUGCCUGCUUUGGGCCUCUGCAUAGGACAGGAGCAGGGUACUUGGGACAUGUCACCCUUGGGACAUCCUGAAAAUCCAUGUCUUCUCCAAGAUUUCUUCUUGUGUAUCAUCAAAGCUUUUUUUUUAUUUGCUCGUGAGUGUUUAUAUUAAAUGUAAAACAUAAAUAUUUUUAUUGCAUAAUCAUGGAUUCAAAAUCUGUGGGAAUAGUUUUUGUAAGGUACAGAGAACACAUGCAUUUCUGUAAGAAUUUACUAUUAACAUGCUUGGGGGUUUUUUUGCCUGCUUAUGAUUCUCAUGUUUGUGUGCAUUCACCAAAAUGUUUUUGUACUCUGCAACUAAUUACUUUUGGAUAACAAAAGCCUUGUGUUUCAUGCCCUAAAAUAUGUAAGGGUUUCCUUAUAAAAGGAUGGCCACAUCAUCUACCUCUCUCUUCCCUUGUUGCUGUGCUAUUAUUGUACGGGUACAAUUCUUAAUAACUUCAGAAACUGUGAUGGAGGGGAGAGGUAGAGAUUUCAAUCUUUAAAACUGACUUCAAAAUAUCUUGUAGAAAUUAAGAGUUAAACCAAAACACUUUACUUACUUCUCCAUCUGCAUGAUCUGUAGAUAUGAUUAUCAUGUAAAACACUCAGCCUCUAUUCAUUGUUUAAGAUGAGUUCUCAAAGCUCACAAAGAAAUAAACCCAUUUAACUGGAAUUCAUCUCAUGCUUCUGGUUAAGUUUUCUGGAAUACAAUUUGCUCUUUUUUUAUAAAGAGCUUUUGUGUUUGGCCUUCUACCGUGCAUAUUGUAAAACGAAAAUCAAAGGACUCGUUUUGGGUAAAUGUACAUUUUUAAUGUGUUUCUCUAGGCAUUAUGAUGCCAUCUAAUUUUUGGUGUGACUAUGAAAUAAUGGAUUAACCGCACCUAGACAAAACUGGAAAAACACCAUGGGUAAAGAGUACCGUAAACAUGGAGUUGUGAUGUUUGCUGUUUUUCUUGCUUUGCCCAUUCCAAAAAGAUGAAAGUGAGUCUUUAUAACAAAAUGUAGCUUCCCUCUCCUGCCACACACACCUGGACUGAAUCUCAGAGAAAGAAUUGUUUGCGUCAGAUGAAUUUGAAUAAUAUUAGCUAUAAAAAUUAUAAAACACCAAAGGCUGCCUAAACCUUAUGGUUUAUUCUGAAUGAGAAGGAAUGGUGUAAAAAUGUAAUUCUUACCAAAACUUGCCUUUAGUCAGAACAUUCAAGUUCUCAGGGACCCAGGCAUAACUGAUGAAACUUUCUUCUAGGACUUCAGAAAACAGAUUCUGACUAUAUCUAGAGUUCUUUUUGUCAUUUUUCCUAUUUUUAAUGUGAGUUGAUGCUCAUUUUCAUAUUUCACAAUAGAAUUGUCAUGUGUGUUGAUCCCGUGUUAGAUAGGAUUAUCCUAAGUUUUGGAUGUGAACAAGAAACAUGGAGAGGUAUGUUCUCAGAACUUAAAUGUUUGGGGACAAAUAAAUAGCCAUAAUUUGUAUGAAAAUUUUCAUCCUCUUUUCUAAAGAAGAGUUUUCAAAACAAAUUUUAGAUUGUUACCAUUUUCCUGACAAACUAGUUCUCCCUGGCUAGUCACUGGUUGUAUUCACAUGCAAAAGUCAUUGGAUAAUCUUCCUUAUCACCUCUCUCAAUUUCUGAAAGUGAGUUACUAUCAGGAUUAAUAGUGAAUAUUGUAAGCUUCUUUCCAAACAUAAGGGUGUCGUAACUGGUGCAAACUCUGUCCUCAAUGCCCUUAAAAAGUUCUCAGAUUUCUUUCUUAUUUCAUCCUUACACACCAGUGUUUAGGUAGCUUUUGAAAUGACGUCACACCAAUGCAAUGAACUCUGAGACCACCACCUGACACACAAAAGGGGUUUAAUGCCACCUUUCCCGCGUGGUUGGAACAGAUCAUCUUAUAUGUGUUCAUAUUCGUGUAAGGGGAAUUUAAAUGGAGAAAAUGAAGUUGGUUCACUUACAAUUGUGAGACUUUAGUUGGCAUUUGAUUUCCAAGAAUGUGCAGUACAUUUUCCAAAAAAUAAACAUGGAUGUUAUUCAGAACAAAGUUAAUGGCAUUGGUUCAUUUUAUUUGCAUGCACACACAUAGAGACAUGCAUACACCUAUAUAUGCAAAAUGUAACAUUAGUCUUGGAUAUGUUUAGUAUUUUUUCCCAAAGUUGCAAGAGGAUAUUUUUUAUUCAUAUCUCAUAAUUAUGGAUUUUUUUUUCUCUUAGUUACAUUUUUUUAGAAACUGAUUGCUCAACCUUAGCCUGAGAACCUAAGCAGUUUUAAGCAUUUCUGGUAAGAUAUAGUGUUCCUUUCCUAACCUACAUCAGGGUGACUCUGUGACACAUAGAUACUGUGUUUUCAUUCUUCAUCCUCAGUCUUAAUUUCCCCCUGGAUGUCACCAUAUGUCACUGUUGCUUAAAGAAUGUUUGUGUGAAACAGGGUAGAGAUCCCAGAAUCUCAGCACUGUGGCAUACACAGCAUGUGUGUGCUGUGGUGAGCUGCAGUGAGGUAUUUGCAGACCUUCGUUGGAUGGUGAAAAUAUUUGUUUUUGUUCAAGUGCUUCAUGAUUCAAAUUUUGUAUGUUUAAUUAAAACUGCAUAAUAUUGAUGGGUUCAGAAACUAUUAUAAUAAACAAUUCUGUGGAUUUAUAGCUUUAUUUCCUUGUAUUUUCAAUAAAAUGCUCUUUCCAUCUU